AUGUCGCUCGCAUCGAGAGCCUCGAGAGGGGCUGCUGCCCUGGCCCUAGCGCUGGCGGUCGCCCUCAGCGUCGCGGCGCAGGGCGCGCGCGCGGAGAACUUUAUCCGCAUCGUGAACGGCGAAUUCGUGGACGGCUGCGAGCAGUUCUUGGUGGCCGGCUGGAACCAGUGGGAGGUCAUAGAGGCAGCGGCAGGAGCGCCAGAACUCAUAGGUGCCUCGCUGCCCCCGGGCGAGUCUGGGCCUCGGAUGCUUCAGGACAUGCUUGACCUAGCAGUGGAGCACGGCUUCAAUUUGAUGCGGGCGUGGGCGCACUCAGUUUCGCCCCAGUUCGCCCUCCAGCCAUCGCCAGGAGAGUACAAUGAAGGGAUGUUCAGAGGCCUGGACUUCGCCCUUGAUGAGGCCCGCAAGCGCGGCAUCCGCGUUCUGCUGUCUUUCACCGACAACUGGCCGCCGUCAGGGGGCAUCGACGAGUACGUCUCGUGGAGCUCGACGGCUGAGUCGCACACCGACUUCUUCACAGAUGCCCAGACCAAGCAGAUGUACAAGGAUCACGUGCAGCAACUGAUCACCAGAGUGAACUCCGUCAACGGCCGCACAUACCGCGAUGACCCCACCAUCAUGGGUUGGAACCUGAUCAACGAGCCCAGGUGCCAGGGGUGCCCUGAGGCGGUGCAGGCUUGGAUUGAGGAGAUGGCUCCCUACGUCAAGGGGCUGGAUCCCAAUCACCUGCUGACGGUGGGUGAGGAGGGCUUUUACAGCACGAGCGGGAAGACUUGGGCCAAUCCCCAGGGCGCUGGAAGGUGGCCAGAAGAGGAAGGGCAGGACUUCAUCAACAACCACAGCCCGGAAGCAAUUGACUUCAUGUCGUUCCACAGCUGGGUGGACAACUGGGAAGACGUGACGGAAGAGUUCCAGCGGAGGUGGAUCCAGGAGCACACGGCGGAUGCGGUGCAGCUGGGCAAGCCGGUCAUCCUGGAGGAGUUUGGAAAGAUUGUGCAGCCAGAAGGCCCUUUCGAACCAGACCGGGUGAAAUUCUUUCAGAUAGUGUACGACGAGGUGCUGAAGCAGAUGGACGGGGGAAAGGGGGCUCUCAAGGGCGCGAACUUCUGGCAGUGGUAUGACGAAGGCCAAGUUGCUCCAGUGGAAGAGGGCGGUGGGGCAGGCCUGUACGGCAUCUUCGCCAGCGACGAGACCUUCGGUCUGAUCAAGGCGUUCACGGAUACUGUAAAUGGGAUGGGUGGAAACACGGUGGAGGGGUGUACGAAGGACCGCUCAAGCUCCGUGAAGAGCAAGGUCAAGGAGUGCAAGAAGAAGAGGGUGAAUGGUUUGGAAGGCACGGGAUAUGAGGGGCCCAAGUGCAAAAUUGACAUCAACGAAUGUGUGCGGGGAACGGCGGGGUGCCACGCCAAUGCGGGGUGCAUAAACACAGAUGGGGGAUUCACGUGCCAGUGCCAUCCCGGCUACGAAGGGGAUGGGCAGUCAGUGUGCGAAGAGACAGCGUCCCUGGCCGAGAUCCAGGCGCAGUACACCACUGCAGGCCCAGGCAUCCUGGCGUGCGAGGAAGGCGAAGACGUCCAGUACCCCAUCGGGGCUCCUGGAUUCGUAUACGACCCUACAGGGAGCGUGGAUUUGAACGAAUUUACGAAGGGUCAAUUUGGCUCCCGCGAGGACACGACGAUUCUCGACUGCCAGCUGGCGUGUGAAAUGGCGGAGGGCUGCGACUCCUUUUCUUUCAAUCCCACGCUGAAGCAGUGCUUCUUGAAGAGCUGCCCUUCACAGGACACCUGUGAAGGAGAAGAAACCAUUUGCACGUCUGAGGCCACCGGGGAGCAGUUCUCGUGUGGCAGGUGGCAGACAUACUUCCAUUCCGAGCGGCUCGGGACGGCAUGCUUGGCCAGCAACGGUCCCUGA
This is a messenger RNA of Ostreobium quekettii, 1911 nucleotides long. The record is from the annotation of a GenBank genome assembly. NCBI's taxonomy places the organism in Eukaryota, Viridiplantae, Chlorophyta, Ulvophyceae, Bryopsidales, Ostreobiaceae.